AUGGCCUCCUCGCCGGCGACCGCCAUCCCCGUCUCGACGGGGCAGGCCGCCGCCGGAUCCGCUCAGCAGACAGCGCCGAUCUCCACGCCGGCCUUCCGCCUCUUCCUUUCCCGGCUCUCCGACUCCGUGCGCCGCUCCCUCGUCAACCGCCGGCCGUGGUACGAGCUGGCGGACAGAUCCUCCUUCUCCCGUCCGGAGUCCGUCUCGGAGGCCGCCUCCCGCGUCCGCAAGAACGUAUCGUACUUCCGGAUCAACUACAUCGCGUUCCUAGCCGCCGUUCUCGCUCUCUCCCUCCUCUCGCAUCCCAUCUCUCUCUUUGUGCUCCUCGCCCUCCUUGCUUCCUGGUGCUUCCUCUAUCUCUUCCGCCCUGCCGAUCCGCCGCUUGUCAUCCUCGGGCGCCAGUUUUCCGACCGGGAGACCCUCAUCGGUCUCGUUGUCGUCACCGUCUUCGUCGUGUUCCUUACCUCGGUCGGUUCGCUGCUCAUCUCUGCCCUCCUGGUUGGGGCUGCUCUAGUGUGUGUACACGGCGCUUUCCGGAUGCCUGAGGACCUCUUCCUCGACGAACAGGAGCCUGGCGUCGGUGGAUCCGGAUUAUUGUCUUUUCUCGGCGGAGCGGCGUCUGCUGCAGGACCCGCCAUGGCCUCGCGCGUGUGA
Spirodela intermedia is the source of this 654-nucleotide messenger RNA. NCBI's taxonomy places the organism in Eukaryota, Viridiplantae, Streptophyta, Magnoliopsida, Alismatales, Araceae. The record is from the annotation of a GenBank genome assembly.